AGGCACCCCGUGUUUGUGCUGGGCGAGGCGGGGCUGAAGAAGAGCCACAUCGGCGCCCUGGUCCACUACACCAGCGCCGACAGCCACCUGCCGCUGGUGAAGGUCGAUUUUGAAGCCACCCGGGACCCCGCUGCGGUGCUGUUUGGCUCCAAUGGCAGCAGCGGCCUGCUGGAGAGCCUGCAGCAGACGGGUGGCACGCUGCUGCUGAACAACGUGCACGUGGUGCCAGAGGGACCACUUCGUCGCAGGCUGCAGGGCCUGCUGCUGCCGGGGAGCCGCCCCAGCAGUGUGCGCAUCGUCGCCACUUCUGCGCAGCCCAUGGCUGACCUGCAGCAGGCAUCUACGAUGAUCAAGGUGCCGCCGCUGCGGGCCCGUCCCGCCGACGUGAAAGAGCUAGCAGCGCACUACCUGCAGCUGCACGCCACACGCGCCGGCAUCAAGGGGCUCACCAUGGAUGCGCCGGCGCUGAGGCACCUGACCAGCUACAGCUUUCCACUUAAUCUGGACGAGCUGCGCACCAUUGUGGAACGAGUGGCCAUACAGGCCAAGGGCGAGGAGCUGGAGCUCUGUGAGGCCGACUUCUGGCACGCCACAGAGGAGAAGGACCGCCACCGCAUCAACCUGCUGGACACCUUCCCCGCCAUCCGAGAGCUGCUGCGCUCUGGCGCCUUCCCUGUCGGCUUCAACCGCAUCGUCAAGCCCUACGGCUACCCCCUGCUGCUGGCCCUGCUGUUCUUCGGGCCGCAGGACCGCGCCCACAACCUGGGCCUCAGCGCUGUGUGGUGCUGGUGGUGGCCAUCUAUGUUCCUGCUCUACCCGCUGCUGGGGCGUUGGUGGUGCUCAGUCUGCCCCUUCAUGGUGACUGGGGAGCUUGUGCAGGAGUGGCGCUCCUCGCUGUGGCCCGACGUCUCCUUUGCCAAGUGGCCCAAGCAGGCUGCCGAGAAGUGGGGCCCCUGGCUCAUGCUGGCCCUGUUUUCCGGCAUCCUCGUUUGGGAGGAUGUGUGGGAGCUCAACGACAAUGCCUACCUCACUGGCUCGCUACUGGCCCUCAUCACGGCAGGUGCCGUCAUCAGCGGCUUGAUCUUCCCUCGCCGCUUCUGGUGCCGCUGGCUGUGCCCCAUCGGCGGCAUGAACGGCCUGUUCGCCAAGCUGUCUGCAACGGAGCUGUGCUCUAACCAGGGUGUCUGCUCAGCCGAGUGCACGAGCUACUACUGCCUCAAAGGCGCACCCCCGGACGAGAGCAGGCACAGCGCGGUGCCGCCCGGCUGCCCCAUGGCCUCCCACUCCAACUCCUUGAAGGACAAUGCGGUGUGCACCAUGUGCACCACCUGCGUUGCCAUGUGCCCGCACGACAAUGUCGAGCUGCGCCUGCGGCCUCCUGGCAUCGACCUGUGGACCACCCACAUCCAGAGCGCCGGCGAGGCCAGCCUGCUGUUCCUGCUGCUGGGAGCGGUCUACCUGCACCGCAUGCCACACGUGCUGUCGCUGCUGCACAUCGACCCCUCCCUGCUGGACAGCCAGCUCACCUUCUGCGGCGUGGCGCUGGCAGCCCUGUCAGUGCCAGGCCUGCUCCUCUGGGCAGCCCACACAGCAGUCAAUGUUGGCUGGGCCUUGGGCAGCGGGGCCAGCGGCAUGACUGGCAGCCAGCUGUCUCCGUCCCCUGCCUACCACGCCACCCUGGGCCCGACCAUCAUGCGCAGCUCGGCCUCCUUCCUCACCCUCGCCUACGCCUACCUGCUGGGUCUCUCCGCAGACAGCGCCCCCGGCCUGGCAGCGCACCCUGCUGUCGUCACCUUUCUGCAGGGCGGCCUGCUAGCGCUCGGCACCUCUGGCUCCCUGGUCCUG
This is a messenger RNA of Chlorella variabilis, 1845 nucleotides long. RefSeq lists its product as hypothetical. The transcript has 12 exons. Gene Ontology annotation, biological process: regulation of DNA-templated transcription. The record is from RefSeq and is a predicted model, not a curated record. The annotation marks the transcript as partial. Gene Ontology annotation, molecular function: transcription factor binding; ATP binding. NCBI's taxonomy places the organism in Eukaryota, Viridiplantae, Chlorophyta, Trebouxiophyceae, Chlorellales, Chlorellaceae.